CAUAAAAGGUGUAAAGUAUUAUUAUAUUAUAUUAUAAAGUAUUAUAUAUAAAUUUAAGCCAAUUCUUUAAUUACAUUCAUUAGUUUAGAAUAAUAGUUUAUUUUGAGAAAAAAAAUUAAAAUUUUUAAAAUUAAAAGAGAUAAAUUUAACAAAAUGCUAUUCACUAGUUCAAUCUGUAUGAUAAUUUUAAGUUUGAUUUACUACAAUCUACGACAAAAGCCUCUUCUAAUCGAAAGUUUUGUUUGCGAGAUAAAAUAUUUAUUAUUAGUUACUAAAGAAUUUAUAAAUAAUUGGAUAAAUAUAAAAAAUAAUAAGAAUGAUUAUUUACCUCAGACAGGAAGGAUUGCAAUCGUAACAGGAGGAUCCAGAGGAAUUGGAUUUGAAGUAGUAAAAGCAUUUUUAGAACUUGAUAUGGAAGUAAUAAUUGCUUGUAGAACACCUUUUGCAGGUGAGAAAGCUAUUCUCCAAAUUAGAGAAUCUGGUAUUAAUACUGGCAAAGCAAAAAUAUAUAAACUUGAUAAUUCGUCUUUACAAUCUGUAAAACAAUUUGCUAUAGAAAUAAAAAAAGAUUACAAACAGAUUCAUGUUUUAAUUAAUAAUGCUGGUGUCAUGUUUUGUCCUUAUCAAGAAACAGUAGAUAGUUUUGAACAACAAUGGGCUGUAAAUUAUUUGUCACAUUUUUUAUUAACAGCUGAACUUUUACCAUUAUUAAAGGCUGGUGGACUUCCUGAACAGUGUAGUAGAAUUGUUAAUAUUACUUCUUGUGCUCAUCUUAUAGGUAAAAUUAAUUUUAAUGACAUUAAUAAUAGAAACAAAUUCCUCACUAAAUAUGCAUAUGCACAAAGUAAAUUAGCACAAGAAAUAUUCACAAAAGGCCUACAAAAUCUUUUAAAAGAAAAACAAUAUUAUAUACAAGUUUAUUCUGUACAUCCUGGAUUAGUAUUUACAGAACUUUUUAUACAUUCUUAUAUUUGGAAAUAUAGAUCAUUUUAUCAAUAUAUUUUUAAGACUCCCAAACAAGGAGCUAUAUCUAUUAUAUAUGCAGCAGUAAAUAAAACAAUUGAAAAUUGUGGUGGUAUAUAUAUUAAUAAUUGUCGUUCCAGUCGGGCUCAUUCAGAUGCGUCGAAUUUAUCUAUUCAAAAAAAAUUAUUUGAUUUAUCCCUUCGACAAGUACAGCUAAAUGAUUUUUUUCAUUAUGUACAAUGAAAAUAUAAAUGAUUAUAUUCAAACAAAUUAUGAUGA
Apis laboriosa (Himalayan honeybee) is the source of this 1242-nucleotide messenger RNA. RefSeq names its product retinol dehydrogenase 12-like. NCBI's taxonomy places the organism in Eukaryota, Metazoa, Arthropoda, Insecta, Hymenoptera, Apidae. Bases 154 to 1206 code for a protein of 350 amino acids. The transcript is spliced from 6 exons. The record is from RefSeq and is a predicted model, not a curated record.